Folsomia candida is the source of this 1805-nucleotide messenger RNA. RefSeq names its product NAD-dependent protein deacetylase Sirt6 (gene Sirt6). Bases 342 to 1511 code for a protein of 389 amino acids. The transcript has 9 exons. Gene Ontology annotation, molecular function: NAD+ binding. The record is from RefSeq and is a predicted model, not a curated record. Lineage: Eukaryota; Metazoa; Arthropoda; Collembola; Entomobryomorpha; Isotomidae.
UACAUAUGUACACAAAGAUUCACAUGUUCACAAUCAUUUCACAAUUCACAAAAUGCAAAAAUCUGUAAAUCUCCAAAAAUCUCAGAUUGAGGGGUUUGCAGUUUGCGCGAAUGAGUCGCCCGUUGCCUUUUAUCCGAAUGUUCAAGAUUUUGGAUUUGAAUUUUGCAUCGAAUUAAUUAAAAUAUCGAUAGUUUAGUUAUUUCCAUACGUCAUAGGAAGUUCAACUUGCAAUAUAUAUUACCGCUCACAUACAUGUGUUUUUGUUUUUCUUUCAUUUGUCGUCGAUAUCGAUAUAUGCUCAUUGCUGCUAUCAACAGUACACAGUACCAACAAGGACUAACAUGUCUUGCAACUAUGCCGAAGGACUAUCUCCUUAUGAGCACAAAGGAAAAUUAGGAAUUCCGGAGGUUUUCGACGAUGAUGAAACAGUUGAGGUCAAAGUGGCGAAAUUGGCAGAGUGGAUUCGACAUGCAAAACACGUUGUUGUACACACAGGGGCUGGGAUAAGCACAGCAGCUGGCAUCCCAGAUUUUCGGGGACCACGUGGCGUUUGGACGCUGGAGGAAAAGGGACUGAAACCAAAUGUCAACAUUUCGUUCGAUAAUGCUACACCCACACUUGCUCAUAUGGGAAUUUGUUCUUUGGUGCAGUCUGGGCACAUAAAAUACGUAAUCAGCCAAAACAUUGAUGGGUUGCAUUUGCGAUCGGGAUUAAAGCGGACAAAUAUUUCAGAAUUACAUGGUAAUAUGUUUGUGGCAAGGUGUUCAUAUUGCGAUAGGGAAUUUAUUCGGCCAACUUCGGUACCAACUGUUGGACAAAAAGAAAUUGGAAUGGAUUGUCCUUGGGUGAAAGCUGGUGGUCGCAUUUGUCGAGGAAAAUUACGAGAUAAUAUUCUAGACUGGGAAGACAACCUCCCAGACAAAGAUCUGGACAUGGCCGAGAUGCAUUCCACGAUUGCCGACUUGAGUAUUUCACUUGGUACAACGUUACAAAUAAUUCCGGCUGGAAAUUUACCCCUUAAAGCGAAAAAGAAUAAUGGGAAAUUCGUCGUUGUUAAUUUACAACCAACCAAGCAUCACAAAAAAGCUGAUCUCGUGAUUCAUACGCAAGUUGAUAAAGUUAUAUCCAAGAUUGCGGCCAUCCUAGGGGUUGAAAUUCAGCCAUAUUUACCAGAGAUUGAUCCUACAUGUAUUCUUCAAACCUUACAAGACUCGACAAAUUCAUGGAAAACUCGUUCACUUUCCGACUGGACAAUUGCUGCAGCAUCUGUAUCGAAGAUGAAAAGCAUUGCUGCUGCAAUAAAAGACAAUAAGCCAAAAAGUGUUUCCAGAAAGAAACGAAAGACUGACAAAGUGAAUGAGCCAAUAAGUGACCAUGAAGAAGAACAAGAUCUUUUUGUUCCAACUAGGCCUCCAGAAAAGCAGGAAAUUUGCCUUGCUGAACUUUCAAGAAAAAACACUGAAAUUGUUCCAAAUGGCGUCCACCCCAAAGAUUCUAACGAAUCCGAUUAAACAACGAUUUUCAGAUCAAUAUAUAAUACUGUAGAAUUGUAAUUAUUCACAAUAUUAUAUAUUAUAUCCACGAAUACUCAAAGGGGCUGAAGGACUGAUCACUCGCGCCCAUGGAUUUAUAGUAGCUAUUUUCCCACCUUACAACUUGUAAUUUUAAUAAAUCAACGAAAUUCCUUUGUUAGAAUUUCUAACAAAUUUCUAACUUAGAAUUAGAUAUUAAAAUUUUUAAGUCCAAGACAAGUUUCAAGUGCAUUAAAGUAUAAUAAUAAAGAUUAAAAUAUGCAAUGCAAAAAA